AUGUCCUCAGCAGUACCUUAUGACCCAUAUGUUCCACCAGAAGACGCACAUCCACAACAAAACUCUAGGACAGCCGACCUACAAGCAGAGAUCGAUGAUACCGUCGGUAUAAUGAGAGAUAAUAUCAAUAAAGUCGCUGAACGUGGUGAGAGAUUGACUUCGAUCGAGGAUAAAGCUGACAAUUUGGCUGUAUCGGCACAAGGUUUCAAGCGUGGUGCUAAUAGGGUGCGUAAACAGAUGUGGUGGAAGGAUUUAAAGAUGAGAAUGUGUCUGGUGUUAGUGAUUAUCAUUCUUUUAGUAGUGAUCAUUGUUCCUAUUGUUGUACAUUUCACAUAG
Maudiozyma saulgeensis is the source of this 336-nucleotide messenger RNA. NCBI's taxonomy places the organism in Eukaryota, Fungi, Ascomycota, Saccharomycetes, Saccharomycetales, Saccharomycetaceae. The record is from the annotation of a GenBank genome assembly.